AUGAAAUCGCUGGUGGUGUUUUUCGCUCUCGCCGCUGUGGCUUGCGGCUCCUACAUUCCUCUGGCGCAGCCCGCGCACCACCCUGCCAUCGUGCUGGACCCUCACGGUCGUCCCCUGGACACCGCUGAAGUUAUCAACGCCCGUGCCGUCCACCUCCAAGCUAAAGCCCUGGAGCCCGCCCAUAUCGGACACGCUGCCGUCGCCGUUGCUCCUAUCGCGCACUCUGCUGUAGUAGCUGCUCCCGCCGUGUACGCCGCCCCCGCUGUGUACGCCGCCCCCGCCGCCGCUGUGUCUCACCAGUCCCGUGUGGAUGUACGCACCAGCCCCGCCAUCGUAGCGCACACCGCCGUAGCCGCCGCUCCCGUCUGGGGUGCUCACGCCGCUCCCUUGUUAGGCCACUCUGCUCUUGGACUCGCCGGUGCCGGACACUACCUCCACAAGCGUUCCCUGGGUUACACCUGGUCUGCCCCCAUCGUCGCCCCAUCCGCGGUCUCCCACCAAUCUCGCGUUGAUGUAGUAUCCAGCCCUGCUGUGGUUUCUCACUCUGUCGCUGCUCCCGUGUACGCUCAAGCCGCUCCUCUGGUUGCUCACGCCGCACCUGCUGUUGCUGUCGCCCCAGCCGCUGUGUCUUACCAGUCCCGUGUCGAUGUGCGCAGCAGCCCCGCUAUCGUGGCUCACGCUGCUCCCGUCGUAGCCGCUGCCCCCAUCGCACACUCUACCGUUGUAGCUGCCCCCGCUGUAUACGCCGCCCCCGCAGCUGCUGUGUCUCACCAGUCGCGUGUGGAUGUACGCACUAGCCCCGCCGUCGUAUCGCACACCGCCGUAGCUGCUGCUCCCGUCUGGGGUGCUCACUACCUCCACAAGCGUUCCCUGGGAUACGCCUGGUCUACACCCAUCGUUGCUCCUUCUGCGGUCUCUCACCAAUCUCGCGUUGAUGUAGUGUCCAGCCCAGCUGUGGUGUCUCACGCCGUGGCCGCUCCCGUGUACGCUCACGCUGCUCCCGUGUACGCUCACGCUGCUCCCGUGUACGCUCACGCCACACCCGUUGUCGCCGUAGCACCCGCCGCGGUGUCGCACCAGUCCCGCGUCGAUGUACGCACCAGCCCAGCUAUCUCCGUCGUGGCUGCCGCUCCCGUGGCGCACAGCUACAUUGCCGCCGCUCCCCUGGCGCAUGCCGCUCCCCUCGCGCAUGCUGCUCCCUUAGCGCAUGGUUGGUGA
Molecule: messenger RNA, 1218 nt
Organism: Pararge aegeria (speckled wood butterfly)
Lineage: Eukaryota; Metazoa; Arthropoda; Insecta; Lepidoptera; Nymphalidae
Product: calphotin-like
Exons: 1
Coding region: 1-1218 (405 amino acids)
Source: RefSeq, a predicted model, not a curated record